Messenger RNA from Manihot esculenta (cassava), 5024 nucleotides. RefSeq lists its product as uncharacterized. NCBI's taxonomy places the organism in Eukaryota, Viridiplantae, Streptophyta, Magnoliopsida, Malpighiales, Euphorbiaceae. The coding region runs from base 432 to 4694 and encodes 1420 amino acids. The transcript has 11 exons. The record is from RefSeq and is a predicted model, not a curated record.
UGCUAACAAAAACUUGAUUUGUCUGAAAGAGAACACAGUCUCCCUCACUUUCUCUCUCUACUGUAUAGUGUAGAGGGAGAAAGCUAGCAAAAGGCCAAAAGCCAAAGAGAAGAAAAAAAGAAGAAAAGAUUGGCAUUUGAGAAAUGAGUAAAGCAAAAACCAUCUUGUCAUGUUCAGGUUUUCUUAGAGCUUAAAACAAAACCCAAAAAUAUAAUCUGAUAAAGAAUACAAAUAUAUAAUAUAGAAAGAGUAGAUAAAACCCAAAUGCUGGUGCCCAUUUGAGCUACGCGAAACAUAGGAUCCUGUUCAUCAAUCCUAGAUCUUACUCGUUGCUCUCUCAGGAGGAUCUCGGGUUGGUGCAUAGGGGAGAACGUCUGGAUAUAUGAGGAGGUUAGAGAACAGAUUCAUAGUGUAAAUAUUGUAGAGACAAAAUGAAAUCUGACUUGCCUCUUGACUAUGCUGUGCUUCAACUGUCGCCAAAGCGUUCACGUUGUGAAUUGUUUGUGUCAAGUAAUGGAAAUACAGAAAGGCUUGCUUCAGGAUUAGUAAAGCCAUUUGUGACUCAUUUAAAGGUUGCUGAAGAACAGGUUGCACAGGCAGUUCAUUCCAUCAAGCUUGAAGUUGAAAGACAUAAAAAUGCUGAGACUUGGUUCACAAAAGGAACCCUUGAGAGAUUUGUGCGGUUUGUCAGUACACCUGAGGUAUUGGAGAUGGUUAAUACAUUUGAUGCGGAGAUGUCUCAGUUGGAAGCAGCACGGAGAAUAUACUCUCGGGGGAUCAAAGAUCAGCUAUCUGGUGCUCUAGGUGGGGAUGGCCAAGGAGUGGUGGCAGGAGCUGAUGCGACAAAAAAGGAGCUUCUGCGGGCUAUUGAUGUAAGGCUUACUGCAGUUAAGCAGGAUCUGACCACUUCCCUUGCUCGUGCAUCAGCUGCUGGUUUUAACCCUGAGACUGUGUCAGAGCUUCAGCUCUUUUCAGAUUGUUUUGGCGCCCAUCGCUUGAAUGAAGCUUGUAACAAAUUUAUCUCAUUAUGCGAGAGAAGACCAGACCUGACCAAUGAAUGGAAGCCAGGUGUUGAGGAGCAAGUGGUCCGGGCUUCAUGGGGUUCUGACAUGUCAAUUGAUGAUCCAUCGGAGGACCCACCUGGUUCCCACAAUAUUAGGGCCCACCAAUUUUCAUUCCAAAAUAAACGCCAACACCAGCGAGCGGGCCAAGAACUGCAACAGCCAGAUUUAACGCAAACCCCACACAACCUUAACCAAUCCAAACCUUCUACACUAGAUCCCAAUUCAUCUUUACAUACUCAACCAACUGUCCAGAACGAGAACAAGGAAGAAAACAAGAAAGAGGAGCCUGCUACUGAAUCAUCCCCUAGUCAAUCAAGCCAACCUGCUAGGCGACUCAGCGUGCAGGACAGGAUCAACCUGUUUGAGAAUAAGCAGAAGGAAAACUCGGGUGGUAAACCUGUAGCUGUAGGGAAAUCUGUAGAAGUGAGGAGACUCUCUUCUGAUGUAUCUUCUGUGCCUGCAGUUGAAAAGUCUGUAUUGAGGAGAUGGAGUGGUGCAAGUGAUAUGAGCAUUGACCUGGGCAACGAGAAGAAGGACAAUAACUGUACAGAUAUCCCUUUGUGUACACCCUCUUCAUCUUCUGUAUCUCAAAGCAAAAAUAAUGUGUUUUCUAGCUCGUCUACAGAUGCUAAGGAUCAAAAGGUGUUGAAUGAUACAGCUAGUUCAGUUAAGGCUGAGGCUAAGAGUGUUUCGGGGUUCAAAGAUCAAGGUGACUUGCAAGCACAUGUUAGUGGAUUUUUGGGGAAGGACGAGGAGGUUGGGUUGAAGGGGAAGGUGAAUUCAAAAGAUCAAGUGGGGUCUCAGGCCCAAUUGAGAUCAUUUACUGGUAGAGGUGAGCUGGCCAGUGUUGAUCAGGGGGUUAGAGAGGAGAAGUUUAAGGGGACCUUGGAUGGAGAUGAGAAGAGUAGCGGAGUAAAAGGUCAAGGGGGUUUUGAUGGAAAGUUGAGAGCUUAUUUGGAUAAAAGGGAGACUGUUGGAGUGAACAACGAGGCUGGAUUGCCGACUCAGAUUGGAAGUUCUGUGGGCAGGUUGGUGGAUGUUGAAUCUGGGAAUAGAGUUGAGGAUGUUACACCAAGGGAUCAGCCACCAAGGCAAUCAUGUUUAAGGGGUCCUCAGACUCACAACCGAUCUCUUUCAGGGCAGCUUGAAGGUGGUUUUGGAGUGAAAGUAAGAGAAGUUUCAUAUAAAGAAAUUGGUCAUCAGUCAGAUUCUCAGCAGCAGUGGAGAUCAUCUACUGGUGAAGUCGAGCAAGUGAGAAAGAAGGAUGUUGUGGUGUCUAUGAAGGAACCAACAAAAAUGGAAGAUGUUGAAGUUCCAAGAAUGAAGGUCCAGAAACCUUUUUCUGCAGGUCCUGAACACAUAUUGAAGCUGCAAGGGAGAAGAGAUGGGACUGGAUCUACUUAUGGAAGUAACAAGCCAGUUUUUCAUAAUAAAAAGGUUUCUGAGAGUCAAGAGAGCCUUGGAACUCCAUCAGUAGAGCAAGGUCAGAGGGUAAGGCAAUCUAAAGGCAAUCAGGAGCUCAAUGAUGAGCUGAAAAUGAAGGCCAAUGAGCUCGAAAAGCUUUUUGCAGAACACAAGCUUCGGGUUCCUGGGGAUCAAUCUGGUUCUACAAGGAGAAGCAAGCCUGCUGAGUUGCAGGUUGAUCAGGCAAUAAAUUCACAAUACAGAAAAUCGACAGCAAUGGAAAUAUCUCCAGUACAGGUUGAGGAUAAAAAGACAGAGGUUGAACCAAUUGUGAGUGUUAGUGAUAAUCCCGAGUUUAGCACUCCACCAAUGAAGAUGGUACAUCAGGACUAUGGCAGUUCUCUGAGACAGAAUUUCUCUGAGCUGAGUCUUUCAGAUGAUGCUAGAGGAAAGUACUAUGAGAGGUACAUGCAAAAAAGAGAUGCAAAACUGAGGGAAGAGUGGGGCACCAAAAGAUCAGAGAAGGAAGCCAAGUUGAAGGCCAUGCAGGAUAGCCUUGAGCGGAGUAGAGCUGAAAUGAAGGCCAAAUUUUCUUGGUCUGCAGACAGACUGGAUUCAGUGUCUAGUGCUCGUCAACGUGCAGAAAAACUCAGAGGAUACCAUUCUCGUUCUGGCAUCAAGAGAGAGCAGCAUUUGGUGGAUUCCAUUCAAAGUGAGGAGGAUGAAGAUUCUUCUAAAUUUCUGGAACAGAAAAAUUAUACACAGGAUAGGUCAUUAGGUGAGGUGUCUUUAGGGGAUGGUAGAAGCUCCCAAAACAAGAAGCUGCUGCUAAACAGAAAUUUGUCUUCAUCCACCCCUCGUACAACAGCAGCACCAGUUCCACGGUCAUCAGGCAAAAUUUCCAACCCAAGUUCUGGGAGACGGAGAGUACAGUUAGAAAAUCCUCUUGCACAAUCAGUUCCAAAUUUCUCUGAUUUCAGAAAAGAGAACACAAAGCCCUCUCCUGGAGUCAGCAAAAUGGCAAAUCGCACACAGGUAAGAACUUACGCCCGCAGCAAGAGUACAAGUGAAGAGAUACCUCUGGCGAAGGAAGAAAAGCCUCGACGUUCUCAGUCCUUGAGGAAAACCUCUGCUACUCCUGCUGAAUUCAAGGAUAAUUUGAAUUCUGAUGAUGUAGUUUUGGCACCAUUGAAGUUUGAUAAAGAGCAUGCUGAGCAGGGACCUUAUGAAAACUUUUCAAAGGAUGUGGAGUCAAGGCCUUUCCUUCGGAAGGGUAAUGGCAUAGGUCCUGGUGAUGGAACUAGUGUUGCCAAACUAAAAACUUCAGUGGCAUCUGGGGCUUCGGAAAAUGGAGAAGAAUUUGAAGAAUAUCCUGUUGAGGCAGAAGAUUCAGUCAAUGUAGCAAAAGAAGAGGAGGAGCUAGACACAACAGAGGUUGAAGGUUCUGCUAACACCGAAAAUGGCAAACCAAGACUAAGCCAGGAAUCCGAUAAGAUGUCUGAAUCUGAGAAUGGUGACUCUUUGAGAUCUCUUUCUCAAAUUUAUCCUUCUGUUAAUGAACUGCCAGGCUCUGUUCCGUCUACAUUCCACACUGUGGGGUCCUUGCAAGACUCACCUGAAGAAAGUCCAGUGUCAUGGAAUUCUCGCAUGCAUAAUGCAUUUUCUUACCCACAUGAGAUCUCUGACAUUGAUGCUUCUGUGGACUCUCCAAUUGGAAGCCCUGCUUCAUGGAAUUCUCACUCUCUUACUCAUACAGAUGCUGAUGCUGCUCGAAUGAGGAAGAAGUGGGGAAGUGCUCAGAAACCUAUUCUAGUUGCUAAUUCAUCCCAUACUCAGUCACGCAAGGAUGUGACAAAAGGGUUUAAACGAUUGUUAAAGUUUGGAAGGAAAAGUCGUGGAACUGACAGUUUGGUUGACUGGAUUUCUGCGACUACUUCUGAAGGAGAUGAUGAUGCAGAAGAUGCACGAGAUCUUGCCAAUCGGACAUCAGAAGACUUGAGGAAGUCAAGAAUGGGAUUUUCGCAGAAUCAUCCUUCUGAUUAUGGCUUCAACGAGAGCGAGUUGUUCAAUGAGCAGGAUCAAGCUAUUCAUAGCUCCAUACCAGCACCUCCAGCAAAUUUCAAACUGAGGGAUGAUCAUAUGUCUGGAAGCUCUAUUAAAGCACCACGAUCAUUCUUCUCUCUUUCGACGUUCCGGAGCAAGGGAAGCGAGUCAAAGCUGAGAUAGUUACACGAGAGGUACUGCUUGGAAUAUGUGACGUGAUAGGGUGUAAAGGAUUAUAUAUAGGAUACAAAAUGGUUGUUGCUGAAAUAUGUUGUAUAUUGUAUUGAAACAAAAAUGGCCUAUUGGCAUUCUUGUGAUUUUGGUAGUAUAGGAUCAAUUUUUUCUUCUUCUUCUUCUUCUUCUUCUUCUUCUUCUUGUCUUUGUUUUUGUUUUUGGUGUAGCCUUGUGUGAUGCAUUCAGACUCUUGGCAGAAAUAGAGUUGGACACUAUUUUAAGAAGAGUGAUUGUGAUAAGGCGGAGUAACACCAUGUAUAACAUUCACUACUUCAUUCA